AUGGAAUUAGGGGCUGUUUGGAAUUUGGAUGGCACUGAAAUACACAGUGUCUUUGAAAAAAGAAGACAUUUGCAGUGAAACUGAAAAGGAAUAGAGUGAAAUGGGAGAGCUUUACGCGCUGGACUUCGAUGGAGUCAUCUGUGAUAGCUGCGGUGAAAGCUCUCUCUCUGCUCUCAAGGCUGCAAAAGUGAGAUGGCCUGGUUUGUUUGAUGGGGUGAAUUCAGCUACACAAGAUUGGAUUGUUGAUCAGAUGCAUGCAGUGCGACCGGUGGUGGAAACUGGAUAUGAGAACCUUUUACUUGUAAGAUUGUUGCUAGAGACUAGAGCACCUUCCAUCCGGAAGUCAUCGGUUGCAGAGGGGCUCACAGUUGAUGGUAUAUUGGAGAAGUGGUCCAAGUUGAAGCCUGUUAUUAUGGAAGAAUGGGGUGAGAAUAGGGAUGCUCUGAUAGAUCUUUUUGGAAAGGUCAGAGAUGAGUGGUUGGAACAGAAUUUCGCGACUUGGAUUGGUGCAAACAGAAUAUAUCCUGGAGUUUCUGAUGCAUUAAAAUUUGCGAGCUCAAGAGUCUACAUUGUCACAACGAAGCAGAGCCGCUUUGCUGAUGCUAUACUCCGGGAGCUUGCUGGAGUGACCAUACCACCUGAAAGGAUAUAUGGUCUAGGAUCUGGUCCUAAGGUAGAAGUUCUGAAGCAGCUUCAAAAGAAACCAGAGCACCAAGGGCUGACACUGCACUUUGUUGAGGAUCGACUUGCUACCUUGAAAAAUGUCAUCAAAGAGCCUGAGUUAGACCAGUGGAAUUUGUAUCUAGGGAAUUGGGGUUACAACACUAGAAAAGAGAAAGAGGAAGCUGCAGCUAUCUCCAGAAUUCAAGUUCUUGAGCUCUCUGACUUCAGCAAGAAAUUGAAAUAGGAGCCUGCAAUGGAUUUGUAAUUGUCAAGGAUAUUGAACCAUGAACAAUAAAAAGUUUAUAGUAAACACGUUUUUUUUUACUUAGAAAAUUCCUCCCUUUUUUCUUGUUAAACUGCAGUAAUUUGCAUUUCUCCUAAAUGAAGAGAGGAUUUCUGAUAUUCUUGCAAUUGUGAAGACAAUUUUUUUCAGGAAUGUUCAUAAUCACAUGUUCCUUUAGCAGUAA
Messenger RNA from Lotus japonicus, 1130 nucleotides. RefSeq lists its product as uncharacterized. The coding region runs from base 101 to 907 and encodes 268 amino acids. Gene Ontology annotation, molecular function: SNARE binding. Gene Ontology annotation, cellular component: lytic vacuole; endosome. Gene Ontology annotation, biological process: SNARE complex assembly. The record is from RefSeq and is a predicted model, not a curated record. The transcript has 9 exons. Lineage: Eukaryota; Viridiplantae; Streptophyta; Magnoliopsida; Fabales; Fabaceae.